CUUUUUCUUUUUUUUCUUUCACUCGUCUCCACGCAGAAUCGGACGUCACUCUGCAAGAAUCGGCAAUUAAUUGGCCAACGCGGAAAUAAGAGCAACCGUGCAUAAACAGAUGUCUUUAUUCUCGGACAACUAAAAUUUUAGAGCGCUUGCUUUUCUGUUUUUUUCCCCCCCCUACAAGUAAAGCGUCAAACAUCCGGACGGCUCGCAUGCGGUAAGAGGUUAAUACACUGAGAGGGAAGCCGGAGGAGAUCCAGAGAAGAGAAAGGAAAAGCGGCAUCUGAGCCGGAUGGGCUAGAGGCGGAACCUGGAGCGACUCUACUACACAAAUCUGACCUCGACCUUAUAGGACGCUGCUGGAAAGUGGUCGUUGGGGGAAGAAAUGGCGAAAUUCCCCGCCGUUACCCAUGCUGUUUCUCCAGCGCACAUGUUGCCCAGGCUGCUGGCGCUGCUGAUCAUGAGGAUGUUUGCGUAGGAGUGUUAUUUUUCUACAGAUCAGUCUGCACUGUUUCAACAACUCCGACCGCGCGGUGGACGGACCUGUACGCCGCUCGGCACAUCUGUCAGAUAGAACGUCGUUAUUACCGGGAAACGAUUCGUUUUCUUUACGUAUGGAGUCUUUUUUUUUCUCCUUCUCUUCUUGCCUGAUCUUAAAAAUCUCCUGCUGACUGGAAUUGAGCAAUUGAAAAGAAAAAUGUUUUGCAUUUCAAGAGCGUGCGAGGGAAACUGAUCUACUGGAAAAGAUUAAGGAAAUAAGUCUGGACCUUUGUAUCUUAUGUCUGGAUUAGAUUUUUAUUUUGUAUUUUUUCAUUUUAAUCAAGAACAGUCAAAGAGGAUUGGGCCCAUUUGGGGGUUAUGUUUGUUUCCAAUUUAGAGAUUUAACUCUUCCAUAAGCAACGGCAAAGAUUUUUUCCUUUUUAUUCUCUUCUCCAUUCUUCCAGAUUGAUUUUUUUCCACCAUUGUUCUGAAUAUUAAGUGACUGAAGUCAACUAGGAGUGAAAACUGCCCUGGAUGAGACCCAAAGAAUUCAUCUUAUCUCUGAAGGGUGUUGAUGGAGAGCCAUUCGAAUGACAGCCGGGACAGUGGUCAUCACUGGUGGAAUUCUUGCUACGGUCAUAUUACUCCUUAUCAUCGCAGUAUUGUGCUACUGUAGGUUACAGUAUUAUUGCUGUAAGAAGGAGGAGUCAGAGUCGGAGGAGGAGGAGCCGGACUUUGCUGUCACGUCCCGCAUCCCGCCGGUUCACUCGAACCACAACAUUGUGGCGGCGACGGCUGCCGCCUCCUCCAUCCCCAAUGGCCCGGCCAUUUUCUCCACCCCGCCCCUGGCGAGAAAACUGACCCGCUCGCAGACCUUCUGCCCGUCGUGCACGCACUAUGACCUGCCUUUCUACCUUCAGCCUCCUCAGCCGCAGCAGGUCCACCACCAGCCGGAGGGACUGAGGAAUGGUGGAGACCGCAUCAGCUACCGCAGCGUCCAGCAGCAGGAUCUGGACCUGCCGGUGCCUGUUAACAUUUCAAACUAUCGUAAGCCAAACCUGGCCCGCUCAGUCACCAUGAGGGAAAUGUUCACACGCAGCUGUAGCAUCAGCACUGACGUCUAGCUGAGCGAAGGGGCAAAGGUUUCCGCCUUCUGUGAGUCGGUACGGCCACAGCUGGACAGGACUUGAGUCAGACUCUGGUUGAGUUUCGUGUUACCUGUCUCCGCCUGCAAACUGGACCAAUCAGAUGGCUCUCAGGACAGUUUUUCUUUCUCAAGCUUACAACGUUCAGGUCCGUGAGCUUGUUCCUGGGCCCGUACUAAGUGUUUAGAAGUUUUUCAAAAAUUGUCGACAUCAAUGAGAUAAGCUCUGUUUUAUUUUGAGUGGUAAAGUUUGUGUCGUCCUGCUUCCUGAUCUGAAACACUGGCAGAUUACCGCGACGCCAAAACGACGAUGUGAUCAGGAGUGGAUUUUCUCUUUUACACAGCUGCUACAAAAUGAAAUAUGACAGGGAGAAGUCUGAUGUUGUCCUAUACUGAGAAGGGAUGAUCUGUUUGUUCCUGCAGCAACAGAUUAUAGAGAUUAUCAAAUACUGUCCACGAAGAUUGGAGAGGAGGAUGAGGGUGUUUUCACGUUUUUUGGCUGCCACCCACAGAUGUCUUUUGAUAGUUUUAACUUUGGACAUCAUAUUUUAAGAUAUUAAGGGCUCACGGAAGAUUUUAAAUCCCUCUCAUUUUUUUUUUUUUUUUUUUAAAUCCUUUCACGUCUCAAGUUUAAUAGUCACUCUGAGAGUCUGCAGACAGCACAUGGUGUUUAUCCUCUAAGAGGGCACAAGGAAAACCUCCAUGUUCUUACAGGCAGAAGUGGGUUUGUGUUCCUGCGUUAUGUUUAAGUGUAUGUGAGUGCACGGGCAUGCAUUGUGUGUUUGUGUUCGGUCGUUAUGCCAGAGUCUUCAGUUCAUUAUAAUCAAACACAACCCGUCACCCAAAUGCUUAAUGAUCUAGGAGUAGAGGCGUGUUGCAAUAAUAUUUCAUUGUGAAAGGGGAAGGGAGCGCCGUGUGCCACAGACAGACGCAUCCAAGCAGAUUAAAUGGCAAACUCUAAUAAUUUCUUUAUUCUAAGACAGACUAAAGUUUUACGAGGGGUUUUUUAAAUUUCGGUGUGAUCUCUGCUCUUUACUGAAGUUUGGGCUUGUGGACUUUUCAGUGUACAUCUAGUGCUUUAUGUGACCACUGAUAUCCAGAUGCUUUGGCUAAAGAUUCACCCUUAAAGGCACACGUAUCAAGAUUUAAUAGGCCACACUCCAGUCUCUCUCUCUCUCUCUCUCUUUCUCUGCCCCCCCCCCCCCCCCCCCCCCCCCCUUCUGAAGUUGCUGGACUGAAGAAAAUGCGCUCUUGCUCUGAGGUACUCUGAAAGUUCCUGCUCUGGAUUGUUUUUAUUUUCUCCACCAGGCUGACCGGACUGGCUGAAGGGCUGAUAUUCCAACUGGAAGAGCAUUUUUUAUGGUCCAAGGACAUAAAGCUGAAAUUAUUUGCUGCUUGAUUUCAAAAGAGUCAGCUGAGUGAGGGAUUUGAAGCUGAUUGGAGUGUGCUCUCUGGAUCCCCAACCCUCUUUUUCUCUAUGAAAUGGAUUUUAGAUAGAUUUGUACCAUUCGCUCUCUUUCUUUGUCUCACUCUAGAAUUGAUCAAAAAUCAUGGUCAUUUAUUUACCUGAAAGUGAAACGGUGCAUAAUUUAGUGUUGUCCUCUUAUAAACCCGAGCAUACACAGUGCCUUGCAACAGUAUGAAUACCUCUUUGAGUUUUAACACCGCAACCAAAAAGGUCAGGCUAAUUUGAUGGGAUUUCAUGUUAUAGACAAAUAUAAAAGUACUGCAUAAUUAUGGAGUUUACAAAAUAUUUAAGGUGUUUUACAAAUAAAAAUCAGAAAACAUUUGCAAUUAAUUUGAGCUCAUCCCCCUUUACGUUGAUAUCCCUGAAUAAAAUCAAGCGCAAUCAAAGGCCUUCAGAAGACCAUCUGCAGUCUAUUUAAUCUCAGUAUAAAGGUCAGCUUUUCUUUCAGAGGUUUCUUAGAAAGUAUUAGUGUAAAAGUUGCAUCAUGAAGACCAAUGAACACACCAGCCUGGUCAGCGAUUAAGUGGGUGGAAGCGUUUAAAACAAAGCGAGGUUAUAAAACAAUAUCCCUAAUUUAAAACAUCUCAGAAAGCACCGUUUAGCCUGUCAUCUGAAAAUAGAAAAAGCAUGGCACAACUUCCAACUGAAUGUCCUCUUAACAGGAGCAAUAAUAAGAGAAGGAGCCAAGACCGGCCAUAGUGGCUCUGGAGGAGUUGCAUAGACCCAUAAACCCCGGAUAGUAAAAGCUGUCUACAGGACAAUUAACUAGUCAUGCAGUCCAAACAUCUGGCUGUUAUGGAAGAGUAAUGAGAAGAAAAUAAUGUUUUAAAAGUGAAGUUUGAUAUGUUUAACUUGAGGUUUUCCACAAUCCCCCCCCCCCAAAAAAAAAUAGCAAAAGUCUGCCAAAAACCUGAGACCUGGUGCUCACUUCCAAUAGGAUAAUAACCAAAAACAUGCAGACAGAGCUACAACAAAAUGGUUUAGAUCAAAGCAGAUUCCUGUUAAAAUGGACCAAUCAAAGUCCACAUCUAAUUUCCAUCUUUUGAUGUGCAAAGCUAGCAGAGACAUACCCCCAAAAUAUUUGCAGCUGUGAUUGAAGCAAAGGAAGUUUCCUGAAGAGAUGAACACAACUACAUGUCACACUCUUCUGAUUUUUUUUUAUUUAUUUAUAGGAAAUUGUGGAAUCUAUAGUAAUACAAGAAGUUGUGUUGCUUUCUCCUAUAAAACAACACAAACUGAAGUUUAUGGUCGUAGCAUAACAAACCUAAUAGAGUUCAAGAGGUAUGAAUACUUUUGCAAGGCACUUUACACAAACAGACACACACAAAUCUAACUUUUCAAGGGCAUAAUCACAGCCAUAACACGCUCCAGUGCUCAAUACUCUGAUCAUAUCCGCCACAGCUGACUGCCAAGCCGACACAUUUAUACUUAUCGAAACUUUAUUUUAAUCUUAAACCCUCUGACGUCCCUUUAAACUUCUGAAACUGAGGGACGGCCAAAUGAAACCCGACCCGGUCCGCAUCGAGACAGCCAUAAGCCAACCUGUGCACACAGAACACACACAGACACACAUAUAUGUGACAUAUAUGUUCAUAUUUUAUGAAGCUGAAUUUUUGGCAGUUGCAUAGCAAAUGUAGUGCCAUAAGGAAGUAUGAGAUAAAUAUAUUAUUAAGACGAUUAUUAUUAUGAUUAGAGGUGUUUAUUAAACUGAAUUGUUCUUUUAUGUUCAGGUAUUUUCAUUAGCUGCUUUAUUUAAUGAUCCAGCUGUUUUUCAGACUCAGUAUAGUACAGCAGACAUGUUUCUGUCCCUGUUUUAAUAUAUAAGUAACAGACACAUUGUUGCUAAUAAAAGUGAGUGAAAAUUUUA
Fundulus heteroclitus (mummichog) is the source of this 4953-nucleotide messenger RNA. RefSeq names its product family with sequence similarity 163 member B, genome duplicate a (gene fam163ba). The transcript is spliced from 3 exons. The record is from RefSeq and is a predicted model, not a curated record. The coding region runs from base 1065 to 1598 and encodes 177 amino acids. NCBI's taxonomy places the organism in Eukaryota, Metazoa, Chordata, Actinopteri, Cyprinodontiformes, Fundulidae.